Manis pentadactyla (Chinese pangolin) is the source of this 7865-nucleotide messenger RNA. It is a transcript of the gene MED20, whose product is annotated as mediator complex subunit 20. Bases 127 to 765 code for a protein of 212 amino acids. Gene Ontology annotation, biological process: regulation of transcription by RNA polymerase II. NCBI's taxonomy places the organism in Eukaryota, Metazoa, Chordata, Mammalia, Pholidota, Manidae. The transcript is spliced from 4 exons. Gene Ontology annotation, cellular component: mediator complex. Gene Ontology annotation, molecular function: transcription coactivator activity. The record is from RefSeq and is a predicted model, not a curated record.
UCUGUCAUCACGUCAUUUCCGGAGUACGUCCCUCAACGAAACUUGCCUUAGAGGGCUUCACUUAGUGUGGGCGGCUAGAGAGCACUGCGUUUUGCCUGUUGCCUGCCAUCCUCCUGGCCCGUCACCAUGGGAGUGACUUGUGUGUCCCAGAUGCCUGUGGCUGAGGGCAAGAGUGUUCAGCAGACCGUGGAGCUUCUCACCCGGAAAUUGGACAUGCUUGGGGCUGAGAAGCAAGGAACAUUUUGUGUGGACUGUGAGACAUACCACACAGCUGCCUCUACGCUUGGCAGCCAAGGUCAGACUGGGAAGCUGAUGUACGUGAUGCACAACUCAGAAUACCCCCUGAGCUGCUUCGCCCUCUUUGAGAAUGGCCCUUGCCUUAUUGCUGACACCAACUUUGAUGUGCUCAUGGUGAAGCUCAAGGGCUUUUUCCAGAGUGCCAAAGCCAGCAAGAUUGAGACCCGGGGCACCCGCUACCAGUACUGUGACUUCCUAGUGAAGGUGGGCACAGUCACAAUGGGGCCCAGUGCCCGAGGCAUCUCCGUGGAGGUGGAGUAUGGUCCCUGUGUGAUAGCUGGCGACUGCUGGAGCCUGCUGCUCGAAUUCCUCCAGAGUUUUCUAGGCAGCCACACACCAGGAGCUCCUGCAGUAUUUGGGAACAGACACGAUGCGGUCUACAGCCCAGCAGAUACCAUGGUCCAAUACAUGGAACUCUUCAACAAGAUCCGCAAGCAGCAGCAGGUGCCGGUGGCUGGGAUUCGUUAGUGGCUGGCAGCUGCCUGGUUGAGCUCUGUCACCAGGGGUCUCCACAGGAGGAGCAGGUGCUGGACCCUCAGGCCUCUGGAACUGAGGAAACCUGGGGCAGACAAGGAGGCUUCUCUCUCCCCCCAGUUCCCAGCUGUGGUUUUUAUUCUGGGGUUUUGAACUCCCCUCCCCUGACCCUCACACAGAGCCCCCCAACAGCUGUUUCACCGCACGCCUUACUGGACUUGGCCUGUCCUCAAGAAUGGUAAUUAUGAAGAGUAGAGAAGUUUGGUGCUUUCCUGCUUUGGGGGAAAAGGUAGGACAGGGGUGUCCCUGACUAGUUUUGGUGGGAAAAGGGGUCUGUAUCAACUAUUGAGGAUUUGGCCUAGGUCCUCAGUGGACAGGUUGAGCCAGGCUAUAAUAGAGGCCUCUUCCUCUACUCAAAGGGUGUGGUUGGGCCUCUACUGGGGAAGGGUUAGGAGGCACAACUUCUGUGAUGGCUAUCAUUGUCUGAUCUAUUCGCUGAAGUGAAUUGUGAGUUGACUUUUCUGGGUGUUACCUGAGUCCUUUAAAGUCUCUCUGACAUCUUUCCAUGCUGCUGUGAAUUCCAUUAAGCCACAGGCUAAGCUGCUGUAACCAAGAGAACUAAUGAACAGUGGCUCUUAGUAGAAGUUUAUUUUUCUCACUUCUAAUAGUCCAGAGGGUAAUCAGAAGGUCCAGAGCAGAUUUAACUCUACAAGGUCAUCAGGAAGUCAGUUUCCUUCUAUCUUGUUCAGCCAUCCCUAGGGUGUUGUUCUUGCCCACAAGGUCAAAGCAGACUCAUCCACCGUGUGUCCACAUUCUACUGGGGAAAGAGAGAGAACACAGCAGUUUCUUUUUUUAAAGGAUAUGACCUGGAGCUACUCAAAUCACUAUUGUUGCAUUUUGCUGAAGGAUUGCCAGGACACAGAGCCUCUUACUUGGGUGAUAACAUGCCCAGUUAAAAACUCAUGGGGUUCUGUGACUAAAAGAUGAAAGAAAAAUGGGUGCAGGGCCCAGUUAGUGGCCUGUGCUACACGGAGCUCAAUGGAUGUGCCCCAGGGUGCUCUUGCUGUUGUUUUGUGGAAAGCACCCCCUGUAACUAAGUUGUUUGUUUAUGAAUUGGGUUGGGACAGGGCUGAUGCUAGAGCCGUUUUCAGGUUAGCUGGAUUAGUCACACUAGGAAGUCAGUUCCCCAGCCCUUUUCUUGUCUCAGCAGCAGGCCUGUCCAGUUCUCUGGUGCCAGUGCUAAGCCUUAGAACAGUUGAUGGAUGCUGGUGCUGUGCUCCAUAGUUUCCCGAGCUCUUUCUCAUUUGAGCCUCCAAGUUGCUCCUUUGACCUACAUUGCUGGCCUGUCCCACUCUGGCUGCAGGACUGUUGAGUCAGGCUAACAUUGAGAUCAUCUCUGUGGAUACAUACCAUUCUCAAGGACACUGUCCCUCACUGCAGGCACCUAAGGAGAUCUGAGUGCUCAGAUCUAAGGCCUCUGCAACAGGGAUCAGGUAGUGGUUGUGUUACCCUGUUUGCUUUGGCUGGCAGGAAGUGCACUUCAACGUUAAAGGGCAGGAUCUGUCAUCUGCAUUUUUUUGUUCUCACUUCCCCCUGGUUUUUUGUUUCUUUGUUUUUGCUUUUUAAAAUUGAGGUAUGUUUUAGAUAUCAUUUACACACAAUAAAAUGUGCAGAUCUUAUAUUUUAGCCUUCUGAUUUGUAUUUACUCUUGUCCAGAUUCAUGUGUGUAUUUUUCUAUAGGCUGCCUCAAAUCUUUUAUGAGAUAAGACAGCCUUUAGAAUAUAAUGUGUUCCUGAACAUAUAGAGAAAUUGAGUGUGGUAAAUAUGAGUCUAGAUUUAUGCAUUAUAAGGAGGGAUUCUGUUCUUAAAAACUAAAAAAUAAACUCCCUAACCAUAUUUUGCCUUUUAGACAGAAUUUUGGCUCAUACAUUUCCAGAGUUCUUCAUUUUUGUUCUUUUCCCUUAUUUUGAGCACAUGUUUGACCAACCUUAAGUCCAGUGAACACUAGAUCAAGCUUUAAGAACUGCCAUUUUAGGUACUUUUAUCCAUCUUUAUCCUCUGUAUCAAUUUAAAAGAAAGUUUAUCACCAAGAAAGGCAGGUAACGUGGUACGUUUCUUUGUUUAACAAAUAGAGCUCCACUAGCCAAGUUGCCAAACCCAAACUGGUAACUAGUGGGAAGGGUCCACGUGACACCAGUUUUUGUGUGCAAAUCUGAAUGGGCUUUCAAGAGUAGUCUUGGACUGUCAGUGUAUAAUUUUUGAAAGUUUAUGUUGAGUGAAAGUUGAGCAUUUGUAUAAAUUUAAGGAAAAAAGGGCAUUGUUAUCCUUAUUUUACAAAUGAAAAAAAUUAAACUCAGCUAGUAAAUGGAGAUGCCAUAUUUUUGGGUUCAGAUCUAAUGUUCUUCCUUUUACAUGAGACUGUCUUCCUACCCUUCCUUUCUUUGCUUCCAGAUACUUUAACCCUCUCCCCAUCUAUAGCUACCCCCAAAAGACUAGAACCUGGAAACUUUCUAGGACGCUGCUAACAUGGCACCUUAGUGGGUGCCUUUGCCAGGGCCACAUAGAAGUCUGCCAGCUGUGACUGUCAGAGUUGGGCAGGGAAGCUAUAGGGCCAAUCCCUAUAAGUUGGGGUGGUGGUAGCUUCCAGAGAGGUCAUGCCAAGAGAUGAGGCUGGAGUCAGGACCAGAAAUCAGACUGAGAGGACUCCUAGCUACCAGCAUCUGUUAAAGUGUGGCACCUGGGCUUCAGUUUAGUGCCAGGUGAUUUUAGGUGGAAUGUGGAAAACACUGUUAUAUUAGUACUUACGUCUUAUUCCAAUGUAUGUUAGAGAAAGGUAUAACUUUUUAUCCCUUAGAGUGAGAGUAAUUUUUUCACAAGAGUCCACUUAAAGGGAACUUUUAAGUUGUAGUACAGUGAUAUCUGCAAAGGGCAAAAUCUGUAGAGGCGGAAGGCACAUACUGGGAUUUGGGGACACACUGUUCUACUUUGUGGCUAGUCCAUUUCCUGUAUCCACUGGUGGUUUCUACUCUGGCUGUGCUUUCCUCUUGUCUCUCCUGUGCUGUUCUGAUUCUUGGUACGCCUGUCCCUAGGCUGCCUCCUGCUGGCUUUCCUCAGAUCAUGAGUACCAAGUAGUCACAUUGCACCAUCCUCCCAGCCCCCAUCUAUUGGUGCCACUGCUCCUGUGGAGGAAUACCUAGAGACUGGCCAGUCCUCCCACCCCCAGGCUGCCCCAACCUCGUGUGUCCAGUAUUCAUUCCUGAGGCUUCAGGAUGAGGAGGGAAAUACUUCGCUUCAAAUCCUGGAGGGUAAGGGGAGCAGUUAGAAAGUCCCACCUAAGCAAGUUCUCCAGGUGUCAAAGUUGAGACUCUUAAAAUAUAGGAAGGGCUAUGGGCUGAACAUUUUGAGGACAGACAGUCACAGUAGAUCUCAAGUCAGGCAGCACUGAGGCCCCGCCGCCUGCAAGCCCAUACCUGUAAGGCUAACAUGGCCUUUCUCUUGCCACAGUCCCCAUCUCUGUGUCUGCUGCAGUUUGGGCUCCUUGGGCACAAGCCCCAAUCAUAAGUGCCAGUGGAGUGGCUGAAACCAGUUGUAUUACAAGUUUGGCCCUCUCCUGGGGGUCUUUGGACUUUGAGCAGUGACUUUCUUGAGAGUGGGCUCUCCCACAGUAUGAGUUUCUGCCAUGGUGUAGAACAGUGCCAAAUCAGUCACUUGGAUUAGAAGGGACCCUUUAGGUCACUUAGUUUGACCAUCAACCAUCAUUCAGUGCUCAUAUCUGUACACCAUCCCUCCCAGAGGUCUUGCAGCCUUGACUUGAUUUCCUCUUAGGGAUGUCCCUUCUCUGUGUAUUUCAUCUUUUUGCCUAGGAACUGAAGCAAAAAUCAGAGCAAAAGAAAAACAUUCCUGUUCUUUCCCUACCAGAUUGUGUAUUGUGAUUAAUGAGGGAAUUUGUCAUUAAUUGGUGCUGGAGUUUGAGCAGACUAGGACUCUAAAGUAGGGAUUCUCAACGUUACUGCAGAUUGUCAACCGCCGAGGGAAGCCUCAAGAAGCCUACAAUGCCUUGAAACUGGACAUGGUUUUGUGUAUAUGUGAAGCUUUGUGGGAAUAGGAUUUAUAGGGUUCAUUAGGGUACUUCAAAGAUCCAUAAUCCAUAAGAGAAUCUCUCUAAAGAGAGACCAGAUCCUGAAGGGAAACAGCAAGGUGACAAAGAUGAGGCAGGCACACUGUGAGCAAGGCCUUCCCCUGUGUUUUGGACCCCUCAUCUGGAAGAUUUUCCUCUUUAGUUUUGUAGUCAGUCCCUUCAGGCCUUUCAGUCAGUUUCUGGGAAGUUGGACUAUUUUCCUGCUCAUAUCUUUUCUACAGAUUCCCCCUUCUUGUCUUUACAUACACAUACAUACAGCCUUUUAGAAACAAAUAGGAGUAAGUAUGUAUAAAGCAAUUUUUAUAGCUUUCUUUGCGGCCCUAGGAGUUCUACUCCCAUUAUGACACACUCUGUGGGAUCUGAAAAUUAUUCUGUUGUGAUCUGAUUUGGCAUAAUCAUAUUUUCAUUUUUUAGAAUAAAUGUGAUUGAUGAGGCAGAGAAAUAGUUCCUUGCUUCUGUGAUGAAAUCAGCAAGUUAAAAAAAAUUCUUGGAUCUAUUAGGGCAAAGAUCCCUAAUUAGCUAGCAUUCUCUGUCUUACUUUCCAACACAUACUUGCCUCAUCAGAUGGCACAGACCUGUUUUUAAGGUUAAUCUAAAUUUACUGAAUUUUCUUUGGAGGCUUAAGAAAAGAGAAUUUAGGGAGCACAUUUAGAUAUCCUAGAUUGUCCCAAGGGCAGAAUUCACUAUUGGAAAUCUUCUGUCAUGUAGGAAAGUCAAGGCUAGAGAGUAGAAGCGACAGGUAUUCCAAGGUAGCCUACUAAAAGGAAGAGAAUACUGCUUUAGGAGAGAUGGCUGGGUGCUAGUCAUUGUUCCAAACUUGUUAAGUAACUCUGGGUUUCCUCUGUUAAGUGGGAAUAAUCAUGCCUAUUUUCCAUAUUUCCUAGGCUAUUGACAGACUCAAGGGAGACUAAAUGUGAAGAGUGCUUUGUAGGCAAGGAGAUGCCAUCUCUGCUCUUACAUCAUUUUUUUUAAGGUAUCAUUGGUAUACUCUUUUUUUUUUUUUUUUUUUUUUAAUAAUUAUUUUUUAUUGAAGGGUAGUUGACACACAGUAUUACAUUACAUGAGUUUCAAGUGUACAACACAGUGGUAGAACAUUUAUAUAUAUAAUUCUAGGUUCCAGCUAUCACCCUACCAGGCUGUUACAAUAUCUUGACUAUAUUCCUUAUGCUAUACCUUACAUCCCGGUUACUAAUUUAUUUUACCAUUGGAAGUCUGUCCUUUUUUUUUUUUUUUUUUGUGAGGGCAUCUCUCAUAUUUAUUGAUCAAAUGGUUGUUAACGACAAUAAAAUUCUGUAUAGGGGAGUCAAUGCUCAAUGCACAAUCAUUAUUCCACCCCAAGCCUAAUUUUUGUCAGUCUCCAAUCUUCUGAGGCAUAACAAACAAGUUUUUACAUGUAGAACAAAUUCUUACAUAAUGAAUAAGUUACAUAGUGAACAGUACAAGGGCAGUCAUCACAGAAACUUUCGGUUUUGCUCAUGCAUUAUGAACUAUAAACAGUCAGUUCAAAUAUGAAUACUCAUUUGGUUUUUAUACUUGAUUUAUAUGUGGAUACCACAUUUCUCUCUUUAUUAUCAUUAUUUUUAAUAAAAUGCUGAAGUGGUAGGUAGAUACAAGAUAAAGGUAGAAAACAUAGUUUAGUGUUGUAAGAGAGCACGUGUAGAUGAUCAGGUGUGUGCCUGUAGACUAUGUGUUAAUCCAAGCUAGACCAGGGCAAUAAAACAUCCACGUAUGUAGAAGAUUUCUCUCAGAACAGGGGGGUGAGGUUCUAAGCCUCACCUCUGUUGAUCCCCAAUUUCUCACCUGAUGGCCCCCCUGCGACUGUGCCUGUCUUAGGUUGUUCCUCCCUUGAGGAAUCUUACCCGUCUCUGGCUAAGCAGUCAUCUUCCGGGGCCAUACAGGGAAAUGUGAAGUUGGUAAGUGAGAGAGAAGCCUUAUUGUUUGAAAAAGUUAGCUUUUUACUUCUUUGCAUAUUUAUGCCCUGUGGCUUCUAUGCCCAGCAUUUGUCUUGAGGUAUCUUUACCACUUGGAAGAAUUAUGAUACUCGGUAAAUUUGAUAUGAGGCACUCAUUGGUAUACUCUUAUGAAGAUUUCACAUGAAAUACAAUGUGGUUACUACAUUCACCCAUAUUAUCGAGCCCCCCCAUACCCUACUGCAGUCACUGUCCCUCAGUGUAGUAAGAUGCCACAGAGUUACUACUUAUCCUCUCUGUGCUACACUGUCUUCCCCAUGAUGCCUCCCACACCAUGUGUACUAAUCAUAAUACCCCUCAAUCCCCUUCUCCCUCCCUCCCUCUCUCCCUCCCCAUCCAUCCUCCCACACCCCUCUCCUUUGGUAACCGCUAGUCCCUUCUUGGAGGCUGUGAGUCCACUGCUGUUUUUUGCUCUUGCAUCUUUUUAAUGGUGCUGCUGAAUGGUGUUUAGUUCAGAUCUUUAAGAAGGGGAGUUAUGGGGUCCUUACUGCUUGCUGGCAAUUUAAAAUUCUCCCCCAGUGUGAAGAAUGUAGUUGUAAGAGAGAAGCAAUAGUGUGGAGAGAGGGUCCAAGGAAAGUAUUCGUUGUCCGGGUAUGUUCUCCAUAAACUACAUCAGUGAGCACAGUUGUAUGGACCAUCUCUGGGGCACGGAACUGUGAUUUUUAAUACUCAUAGUGAUGAGAUUUUACUUGUUCUUCUACAAUGAAAGAAAAGAGGCUGGGCUUAAAAAAAACAAAUGGGGUAGAAAUGACUAAUUUUCUUUGUGGAACACAUCUAUCCUUGUUUUCCCUUGGUUCCCAAGCCCUAGUUACGUGUCUGAACUGGUUUUUUUUUUUAUGCCAUGUAUAUUGUGAUCACAUUUGUAAUCAGUUGUGUCUUUAAAGAAAGUUCAGUGUUUCUGUUUCUAUUUACCACUCCUCAUUGAUGAACCACUGAAGCUCUUAGCUCUGAAGCUACAAUAAAAUCUUUUUGUUAGCUAUUCUGCA